Dryobates pubescens (Downy woodpecker) is the source of this 1780-nucleotide messenger RNA. RefSeq names its product spondin-2. Gene Ontology annotation, biological process: cell adhesion. Lineage: Eukaryota; Metazoa; Chordata; Aves; Piciformes; Picidae. The record is from RefSeq and is a predicted model, not a curated record. Gene Ontology annotation, cellular component: extracellular matrix. Bases 327 to 1490 code for a protein of 387 amino acids. The transcript is spliced from 6 exons.
CAUAUGGUGUGUGAGAGCUCUCUGGAAAUGUUUGGAAGGAGCAUCUGUCAGACAAUAAAACUUACAAGAAAACAUGCUUCUCAUUUAAAGUGUGUUCACUAGAACUAUUUCAGUGCUGGAAUCCCUUCAUUUGUAUAGCUUGGAGGCAUCAAUAAGAGCAGAGAAGUGUAAAGGCACCAGAAAGCUCCAACUGUUGCUGAAAAUCCCAGGCAUUUUUAAAAGCAUUUAAUCUGUUCGUCAUCAGUCCUCUGAUAGGAACCUGAGCCAGUGGACAGACAGGAAGCCUCUGGUAGUCCAUCCAAAAAGAUUGCAAGCAAGAAGAUGUCAUGCUUUGUGCAAACCUGGGAAGUCUAAGGAGAACAAUAAUUGUUGGACCAAAGGGACCCUCUCCAGGCAUAAAUAGCAAGACUCCUACUGUCUUCUCUUGCAGACCAACUCAGCUGCCAGCAAAAGCAGGUGCUCUCCCCCUGCCAGUACUCCAGAGGAAACAUUUGGGAAUGGAAAACCUGAUGUUUGUCUACUGCUCCUGUAAAGUUAUCUGGACCCUCCUUGUAGCAGCAGUGGGCUGUGCCAGCAGCUUGCCUGUGGGUGAUGAUUCUCUUUGCUCAGCAGAGGAGCUGGCCAAGUACAGCAUAAUCUUCACGGGCAAGUGGAGCCAGGCUGCCUUCCCCAAGCAGUACCCACUCUACAGGCCCCCAGCACAGUGGUCAGCAAUGCUGGGUGUUACUCACAGCUCUGACUACAACAUGUGGAAAAAAAAUGAGUAUGCCAGCAAUGGGGUUCGGGAUUUUGCUGAGAAGGGCGAGGCAUGGGUAUUGAUGAAAGAAAUAGAAGAAGCUGGAGAGAAAAUUCAGAGCGUACAUGGAAUCUUCUCUGCUCCUGCCAUAUCCAGUGGCACAGGACAAACCUCCACUGAGUUAGAAGUGCAUCCAAGACAUCCCUUAGUUUCAUUUGUCGUACGAAUUGUUCCAAGCCCAGAUUGGUUUGUGGGCAUUGACAGCCUGAAUCUCUGUGAAGGAGACCACUGGCUGGAGGAAGUGACAGUAGAUCUGUUCCCAUAUGAUGCUGGAACUGACAGUGGUUUCACAUUUUCUUCCCCAAACUUUGCCACCAUUCCACAGGACACAGUUACAGAGAUCACUUGCUCCUCUCCAAGCCACCCAGCAAACUCAUUUUAUUAUCCCAAACUCAAAAUUUUGCCACCUAUUGCUCAAGUGACAAUGGUGAAAAUAAAGAAAAACCUUCUGGGUUUUCCUGUACCUUAUGAUAAUAUGCCAGAUAAAAGCAAUGAAGUAAUAGACACUGUCUCAGAAACACCACUGGACUGUGAGGUUUCACAAUGGUCUUCCUGGGGUCUUUGUAGAGGUGUUUGCAGAAAAACAGGGACCAAGAUAAGAACUCGUUUCGUACUCCUUCAGCCUGCCAACAAUGGAACACCGUGUCCAAAUCUGGAUGAAGAAACUGGAUGUGAACCAGAGAACUGUGUCUGAAAUCAAGAAAAGAUCGUAAUUUAGAUAAUUUAAAAGUAGGAUAUGUUUAACUAAAUGGAAACUACAUGUCACUCAAUGUUCCUUAUAAAUAGGGUGUGCUGCACUAUUUUGCUGUAAAGGUAUUGUAGGCUGGGUUUGAAAGCUGUUUCAUAUCAAGAUUUUGGAGGGUUAAAUUCCUCAGUAUGACAACAGUACUUGAUCAUUUACCGACCGAAAAACCCCCAACCGGUCCCUGCUGUAAAUAUACUGCAAGUUCCUGGAGUACCCUCUAGUGGCAGAAAAGACUCUCG